Messenger RNA from Cheilinus undulatus (humphead wrasse), 1791 nucleotides. Its product is annotated as high-affinity choline transporter 1-like. The coding region runs from base 1 to 1791 and encodes 596 amino acids. The transcript is spliced from 8 exons. Gene Ontology annotation, biological process: transmembrane transport; choline transport; synaptic transmission, cholinergic. NCBI's taxonomy places the organism in Eukaryota, Metazoa, Chordata, Actinopteri, Labriformes, Labridae. The record is from RefSeq and is a predicted model, not a curated record. Gene Ontology annotation, molecular function: choline:sodium symporter activity. Gene Ontology annotation, cellular component: dendrite; plasma membrane; perikaryon.
AUGACCAUCCAUGUAGAGGGGCUUGUGGCUAUCGCACUCUUCUAUCUGCUCAUCCUGUUCGUGGGCAUCUGGGCGGCAUGGAAGAACAAACACUCCGGGGAGGCGGAGGGCGCCGACCGCAGCGAAACUAUCAUGGUUGGAGGGAGAGACAUUGGAUUAUUUGUCGGUGGAUUUACCAUGACAGCGACCUGGGUUGGAGGAGGAUACAUCAAUGGCACAGCUGAAUAUGUGUACUUACCUGAUUAUGGUUUAGCUUGGGCGCAAGCUCCCUUUGGAUACGCCCUCAGUCUAGUUGUGGGUGGUCUUUUCUUUGCUAAGCCCAUGCGCUCACGAGGUUACGUCACUAUGUUGGAUCCAUUCCAGCAGCUUUAUGGGAAACGCAUGGGUGGCCUCCUCUUCAUACCUGCACUUAUGGGAGAGAUCUUCUGGUCUGCUGCCAUCUUGUCUGCCCUGGGUGCGACUCUGAGUGUCAUUGUGGAUAUCAACAUUAGAAUGUCAGUGGUUAUCUCAGCACUCAUAGCGAUCUUUUACACGCUGGUUGGAGGACUUUACUCUGUGGCCUACACUGACGUCGUGCAGCUCUUCUGUAUCUUUGUUGGCCUGUGGAUCAGUGUUCCUUUUGCCUUGACCAACCAGGCUGUGUCAGACAUCACUGUUACUGCAGUGAAGCAGGUGUACCAGUCUCCCUGGAGAGGUUCUGUCCAGAAAGCUGACACCUGGGUCUGGAUCGACAACUUCUGCCUCCUGAUGCUUGGAGGAAUACCCUGGCAGGUUUACUUCCAAAGAGUCCUGUCUGCCUCAUCGGCCACCUAUGCUCAAGUCCUCUCCUUCCUGGCUGCCUUUGGCUGCAUCAUCAUGGCCAUCCCCUCCGUCCUCAUUGGGGCCAUUGGGGCCUCCACAGACUGGAACCAGACAUCUUAUGGUGCCAUCCCUCCUAAAGACAAGGACCAAGCAGACAUGAUUCUUCCCAUCGUUCUGCAACACCUUUGCCCACCAUUUGUCUCUUUUUUCGGCCUGGGCGCCGUGUCUGCUGCUGUCAUGUCAUCUGCAGAUUCCUCCAUCCUUUCAGCAAGCUCCAUGUUUGCCAGAAACAUCUAUCAACUCGCCUUCAGACAGUCGGCGUCUGACCGUGAGAUCGUGUGGGUGAUGCGUAUCACUAUCUUUGUUUUCGGCGGCCUUGCCACAGUGAUGGCAUUGGUAACAGGGACGGUUUAUGGCCUCUGGUACCUGAGCUCAGACCUGGUUUACGUAAUCAUUUUCCCCCAGCUGCUCAGUGUCCUCUUCGUCAAAGGCACUAACACGUAUGGCUCUGUGGCUGCUUACCUAUUUGGUAUGUUCUUACGAAUCGGUGGAGGUGAACCCUACCUGCAGCUGCCUCCCUUCAUUUACUACCCUGGCUGGACCACUGAGCUGAGGAAACACCAAAUGACUGGUGAAAUGGAGGAGGUAGUCGUCCAGAAGUUCCCUUUUAAGACCAUCUCUAUGCUUGCCUCCUUCCUUGGUAACGUUGCUUUCUCCUACCUGGCAAAGUACCUGUUUGAAAGCGGGAAGAUUUCACAUAAAUACGACUUUCUGGAUGCUGUGGUGUCCAAGCACAGCGGGGAAAUUAUGGAUAAAACCACGCUUGUAACUCGAGGUAACAACAUCGGGCUGUCAGAGAUGGCGCCCGUGAAACCACGACUGAGUGUGACCUUGGCGGCAGCCUUCACGCGCCGUGACACACUGCCAAAAGAAACCGUGGAGGAGGAGGAGGAGUCGAGCCCUGAUACCUCCCACCAUGAUGAUGAAUGA